This is a messenger RNA of Arvicola amphibius (Eurasian water vole), 744 nucleotides long. RefSeq names its product stanniocalcin 1 (gene Stc1). Gene Ontology annotation, cellular component: extracellular region. The record is from RefSeq and is a predicted model, not a curated record. The transcript has 4 exons. NCBI's taxonomy places the organism in Eukaryota, Metazoa, Chordata, Mammalia, Rodentia, Cricetidae. The coding region runs from base 1 to 744 and encodes 247 amino acids. Gene Ontology annotation, molecular function: hormone activity. Gene Ontology annotation, biological process: intracellular calcium ion homeostasis.
AUGCUCCAAAACUCAGCAGUGAUUCUGGUGCUGCUUAUCAGUGCUGCUGCAGCGCACGAGGUGGAACAGAAUGACUCUGUGAGCCCCAGAAAAUCCCGGGUGGCGGCUCAAAAUUCAGCUGAAGUGGUUCGCUGCCUCAACAGUGCCCUGCAGGUUGGCUGUGGGGCUUUUGCAUGCCUGGAAAACUCCACAUGUGACACAGAUGGGAUGUACGACAUUUGUAAAUCCUUCUUGUACAGUGCUGCUAAAUUUGACACUCAGGGAAAAGCAUUUGUCAAAGAGAGCUUAAAAUGCAUCGCCAACGGGAUCACCUCCAAGGUUUUCCUUGCCAUCCGGAGGUGCUCCACCUUCCAGAGGAUGAUUGCCGAGGUGCAGGAAGAGUGCUACAGCAAGCUGAAUGUCUGCAGCAUCGCCAAGCGCAACCCAGAAGCUAUCACUGAAGUCAUUCAGCUGCCCAAUCACUUCUCCAACAGAUACUACAACAGACUUGUCCGGAGCCUUCUGGAGUGUGAUGAAGACACAGUCCGCACAAUCAGAGACAGCCUGAUGGAGAAAAUUGGGCCCAACAUGGCUAGCCUCUUCCACAUCCUGCAGACAGACCACUGUGCCCAGACACACCCCAGAGCUGACUUCAACAGGAGGCGCACAAAUGAGCCACAGAAGCUGAAAGUCCUCCUCAGGAACCUUCGAGGUGAGGGGGACUCUCCCUCCCACAUCAAACGCACCUCCCAUGAGAGUGCAUAA